AUGCAGUCCGAGAACGCAAGCACGGUGGUACCCGACGGCCCACAGUCCAGCUCCGACGCAUCGGACAAUACACAGGACGAAAAGACAUGGGCACUCGAGUGGAAGGUCAGGCAGAAACGUGAAAGGGAAGAAAGAUCUGGCAUACCUGCCAGACAGCUAGGUGUCACCUGGGAGAACCUCACGGUCAAGGCCGUGGCCAAUGACGCGGCAAUUCACGAAAAUGUUGCAACUCAAUUCAAUCUGCCUCGGGUUCUGCGCGAUGCCAGACACAAGCCUCCCAUGAAAACAAUCCUCGAUAACAGCCAUGGAUGCGUAAAGCCUGGAGAGAUGCUCCUUGUGCUUGGCCGCCCUGGAUCCGGUUGCACAACCCUGCUCAGCGUCCUGGCCAAUCGGCGUCGGGGUUAUGCGUCUGUUGAGGGCGACGUCUUCUACGGAAGCAUGAAAGCCAGCCAGUCCAAAAACUACCGAGGCCAAGUUGUCAUGAAUACUGAAGAGGAGCUGUUCUUUCCGACCUUGACUGUCGGCCAAACUAUGGACUUUGCAUCGCGACUCAAAGUCCCUUUUAAGCUCCCAGAUGGGUACUCUUCGAAAGAAGAAGUAAGGCAAGAAAACAUGGAGUUUCUGUUGGAAUCCAUGAACAUUACCCAUACACAUGGCACAAAGGUGGGAGAUGCCUUUGUGCGUGGCGUCUCUGGUGGUGAGCGCAAACGGGUCAGCAUCAUCGAGUGCAUGGCAGCUCAAGGAUCAAUCUUCUUCUGGGACAAUAGCACUCGAGGCUUGGAUGCCAGCACGGCUUUAGAGUGGACGAAGGCCAUCCGAGCAAUGACUGACGUUCUCGGACUGUCCACCGUCGUUACCCUGUACCAGGCCGGCAAUGGCAUCUACAACCUUUUUGACAAGGUCCUACUUCUAGACGGCGGCAGAGAGGUGUUCUAUGGUCCCAGGGAAGAAGCGCGGCCUUUCAUGGAAAGGCUCGGCUUUGUUUGCCGCGAAGGGGCCAACGUCGCGGAUUUCCUCACCGGCGUGACGGUGCCGACAGAACGAAAGAUCAAGCCAGGGCAUGAGAGAACAUUCCCCCGUCAUGCCGCGGCGCUGCGAGACGAAUACGAAAAGACGGACAUGCAUACCCAGAUGAUCUCUGAAUACCACUAUCCGACGACAGAUGAAGCCAGGGACAACACGAAGGCCUUUAGCGAAGCAAUUUCUUCUGAGAAGCAUCCUCGCCUGCCUUCGUCAAGCCCCUUCACAGUUGAUCUCAAGACCCAGAUCAAAGCUUGUGUUACUCGACAGUACCAGAUCAUCUGGGGUGAUAAAGCCACGUUCGUGAUCAAGCAGGUUGCCACCAUCGUCCAAGCUCUGAUCGCGGGUUCGCUUUUCUACAACGCCCCAAACAAUUCCGGGGGCUUGUUUUCCAAAAGCGGCGCCCUCUUUUUCGCACUACUGUACAACAGUCUCCUGUCGAUGAGUGAAGUGACCGAUUCGUUCCGUGGACGACCUGUCCUUCUGAAGCACAAGGCUCUGGCAUACUAUCAUCCGGCCGCUUUCUGCUUUGCGCAGAUCACUGCAGAUAUCCCUAUUCUCCUCUUUCAGAUCAGUUCCUUCUCGCUUAUAUUGUAUUUCAUGGUUGGCCUCACUACGAGUGCCUCGGCAUUCUUUACCUUCUGGGCUAUGUUGUUAGCCACAACGAUGUGUAUGACCGCAUUGAUGCGGGCUAUCGGUGCAGCAUUCGGCACUUUUGACGCCGCAUCAAAAGUGUCGGGCCUGCUCAUCAGCGCUGUCGUCAUGUACAGCGGCUACAUGAUCCAGAAGCCGCAGAUGCACCCUUGGUUCGUCUGGCUUUUCUGGAUCAAUCCCCUGGCCUACGCAUUCGAUGCCUUGCUGGCGAACGAGUUUCAUGGCAAGACCAUCCCAUGUGUCGGCGGCAACCUCAUUCCGAACGGCCCUGGCUACACCGAUUCUGCCGCCCAAUCUUGCGCUGGUGUUCUUGGGGCAAUCCAAGGCCAGACUUCUGUUGAUGGCGACAACUACCUCUCGGCUCUUCGAUAUAGCCAUGAUCAUAUUUGGAGGAACUUUGGCAUCAUCUGGGCUUGGUGGGCCUUCUUCGUCGUUAUCGUUGUGGUCUGUACUUCUAGGUGGCGAUCAUCCUCCGAAUCCGGACCCUCGCUACUUAUCCCCCGCGAGAAGGCCAAGGUUGCCGGACAUAUCCUUCGGAGUGACGAAGAGGCGCAAGUUGGGGACGAAACAGCUGUAUCGAGCAGCGAAGAGCAGCAGAGAGAGAAGAACGGCUUGCGGUCCGAGGGAGGACUUCUGCAAAACACGUCCAUUUUCACGUGGAAGAAUUUGUCUUAUACGGUGAAAACGCCUUCUGGAGACCGUCAAUUGUUGAAUGAUGUGCAAGGAUGGGUCAAGCCAGGCAUGCUCGGUGCCCUGAUGGGAGCUUCCGGUGCCGGCAAGACCACACUGCUCGACGUCCUUGCUCAGCGAAAGACCGAAGGAACUAUCCGCGGAUCGAUCAUGGUUGAUGGCCGACCUCUUCCGGUUGCCUUCCAGCGUUCGGCUGGCUACUGCGAGCAACUUGACGUGCAUGAGCCUUUUUCAACAGUGCGCGAGGCGUUGGAGUUCUCGGCUCUCCUGCGUCAAAGCCGGAGUGUACCACGUGAAGAGAAGCUGCGCUAUGUUGACACCAUUAUUGACCUCCUGGAACUACACGACCUUGCGGACACGCUCAUUGGCCAGGUUGGUGCUGGCUUGAGUGUAGAGCAGCGCAAGAGAGUCACAAUCGGCGUUGAACUGGUCGCCAAACCAAGCAUCUUGAUCUUCCUGGACGAGCCCACCUCUGGCCUGGAUGGCCAGUCGGCGUUCAAUACGGUUCGAUUCCUGAGGAAGCUUGCGGAGGCAGGCCAAGCGGUACUUGUGACGAUCCACCAACCGUCAGCUCAGCUGUUCGCCGAGUUUGACACGCUGUUGCUUUUGGCCAAGGGUGGUAGGACUGUGUACUUUGGAGACAUUGGCGAGAAUGCGAAGACGGUCAAGGACUACUUUGGAAGAUACGGCGCGCCAUGCCCCAUGGAGACGAACCCGGCGGAGCACAUGAUUGAUGUUGUCUCUGGCCAUCUUUCCCAAGGCAAGGACUGGGCAGAGGUUUGGCUCAGCUCGCCGGAGUACGACGCAGUCACCAAGGAGUUGCACUCCCUCAUUGCCGAUGCGGCCUCGAAAGCUCCCGCAUCGCACGCGGACGAUGGCUUUGAGUUUGCUAUGCCGUUGUGGGAUCAAGUCAAGAUCGUGACCCAGCGCAUGAACAUGUCCUUGUUCCGCAAUACCGACUACAUCAACAACAAGUUCGCUUUGCACAUCUUUUCUGCGCUGUUCAACGGCUUCUCCUUCUGGAUGAUUGGCGACUCGGUGUCGGAUCUUCAGCUCCGGCUCUUCACCAUCUUCAACUUCAUCUUCGUCGCACCUGGUGUGAUCGCCCAGCUGCAGCCCCUAUUCAUCGAACGGCGGGAUAUCUUCGAAACCCGCGAGAAGAAGUCCAAGAUGUACUCUUGGGUUGCAUUCGUUACCGGCCUCAUUGUAUCCGAGAUCCCGUAUCUCUGCAUCUGCGCCGUAUUAUAUUAUGUGUGCUGGUACUACACAGUUGGUUUCCCGAGCAACUCGCAUCGUGCAGGAGGUACGUUCUUCGUGAUGUGGCUCUAUGAAUUUCUCUACACGGGAAUCGGGCAGGCAAUCGCAGCCUACGCGCCGAACGAGGUCUUCGCGUCGCUCAUCAACCCUCUUGCUAUCGGUAUUCUGAUAUCUUUCUGUGGUGUCCUCGUCCCGUACUCCCAGAUCCAGGUCUUCUGGCGGUACUGGCUCUACUACCUGAACCCGUAUAACUAUCUUAUGGGGAGCAUGCUCGUAUUCGACUUGUGGGGGACCGAUGUGACCUGCAAAAACCAUGAGUUCGCGCUGUUCGACCCUCCCAACAGCACUACCUGCGGGGAAUACCUGUCUGGAUACAUGGAGGGCAUGGGGGCUGGUUCUCGGCUCGUCAACCCGGAGGCCCUCUCCAGUUGCCGAGUCUGCCCUUACCGCGAUGGAAGCGACUAUCUUCGAACUCUCAACCUGCUGGAGUACUCGUACGGCUGGCGAGAUGCUGGGAUCCUUGCACUCUUCGUGGCCAGCUCGUACGCCAUGGUCUAUGGCCUGAUGAAGCUCCGUACCAAGGCCUCCAAGACGGCCGAGAGCUAA
Molecule: messenger RNA, 4227 nt
Organism: Thyridium curvatum
Lineage: Eukaryota; Fungi; Ascomycota; Sordariomycetes; Thyridiales; Thyridiaceae
Exons: 3
Coding region: 1-4227 (1408 amino acids)
Biological process (GO): transmembrane transport
Cellular component (GO): membrane
Molecular function (GO): ATP hydrolysis activity; ATP binding; ABC-type transporter activity
Source: RefSeq, a predicted model, not a curated record